Odobenus rosmarus divergens (Pacific walrus) is the source of this 1982-nucleotide messenger RNA. It is a transcript of the gene LRRC47, whose product is annotated as leucine rich repeat containing 47. The record is from RefSeq and is a predicted model, not a curated record. Gene Ontology annotation, biological process: phenylalanyl-tRNA aminoacylation. The transcript has 7 exons. Bases 1 to 1758 code for a protein of 585 amino acids. NCBI's taxonomy places the organism in Eukaryota, Metazoa, Chordata, Mammalia, Carnivora, Odobenidae. Gene Ontology annotation, molecular function: protein binding; RNA binding; phenylalanine-tRNA ligase activity.
AUGGCGGCGGCGGCGGCGGCUCCCGCGCCCGAGGCCUGGCCCGAGCUGGAGCUGGCCGAGCGCGAGCGGCGGCGCGAGCUGCUGCUGACGGGGCCCGGGCUGGAGCAGCGGGUGCGCGCGGCGGGCGGGCGGCUGCCGCCGCGGCUCUUCACGCUGCCGCUGCUGCACUACCUGGAGGUGAGCGGCUGCGGGAGCCUGCGCGAGCCGGGCCCGGGCCUGGCGCAGGGCCUCCCGCAGCUGCACAGCCUCGUGCUGCGGCGCAACGCGCUGGGGCCCGGCCUGAGCCCCGAGCUCGGCCCGCUGCCCGCGCUGCGCGUGCUCGACCUGUCGGGCAACGCGCUGGAGGCACUGCCGCCGGGCCAGGGCCUGGGCCCCGCUGAGCCGCCGGGCCUCCCGCAGCUGCAGAGCCUCAACCUCAGCGGCAACCGGCUGCGCGAGCUGCCCGCCGACCUGGCGCGCUGCGCCCCGCGCCUGCAGACCCUCAACCUCACGGGCAACCGCCUGGACUCCUUCCCCGCCGAGCUCUUCCGUCCCGGCGCGCUGCCGCUGCUCAGCGAGCUGGCGGCCGCCGACAACUGCCUCCGGGAGCUCAGCCCCGACAUCGCGCACCUGGCCUCGCUCAAGAUGCUGGACCUCUCCAACAACCAGCUCAGCGAGGUCCCAGCAGAGCUGGCCGACUGCCCCAAGCUGAAGGAGGUCAACUUCCGGGGGAACAAGCUGACGGACCGGCGGCUGGAGAAAAUGGUGCACGGCUGCCAGACCAAGUCCAUCCUGGAGUACCUGCGCAGCGGAGGCCGGGGUGGCGGGCGGUGCAGGGGCAAGGCGGACGGCCCGGAGAAGGAAGAGGCCCGCAGGAGACGGCGCGAGAGACGGAGGAGGGAGAGUGGCGAGGGGGAGGGGGAGGGGGUGGACAGCACUGGCAGACUGCUGCUCCGCGUCCUGCACGUGUCUGAGAACCCCGCCCCGCUGACCGUGCACGUCAGCUCCAUGGUCAGGGACGUCCGGCCGUUCAUCGUGGGGGCCGUUGUGAGAGGCAUGGACCUGCAGGCUGGGAACGCGCUCAGAAGGUUCCUCACCUCCCAGACGAAGCUUCACGAGGACAUGUGUGAGAAGAGGACGGCAGCCACCAUCGCGACCCACGACCUCCGGGCCGUGCGCGGGCCCCUGCUCUACACCGCCCGCCCACCACACGAUCUCAAGAUAGUGCCCUUGGGGCGCAGAGAAGUCAAGGCCAAGGACCUGGUGCGGCAGUUACAGCUGGAGGCCGAGGAGCACAGGAAGCAGAAGAAGAGGCAGAACGUGUCGGGCCUGCACAGAUACCUGCACUUACUGGACGGGAAGGAGACUUACCCCUGCCUCGUGGAUGCGGAUGGCGACGUGAUUUCUUUCCCACCGAUAACCAAUGGCGAGAAGACGAAGAUUAAGAAAACAACUUCUGAUCUGUUUUUGGAAGUAACAAGUGCUGCGAGUCUGCAGACCUGUAAAGAGAUCAUGGACGCCCUCGUGCUGAAAAUGGCAGAAAUCAACAAGUACACGCUAGAAAAUAAAGAGGACGGAUCACUUUCAGAUCCUGAAGCCGACGCAGCCUCUGCACAGCCUCCGGGUCCCAGCGGGAGCCCAGGUGCCACAAAGGCCGGGAGCGCCUCACUGGUGGUAGAGCAGGUCCGGGUGCUUGACGAGGACGGACACCUGAAGGUGGUGUACCCCUCUAAGACAGACCUGGGCCUUGCCGCUCCCCACAUGACCGUGAUCCGCUGAGCCCUGGCCGCCGCGUGCCCACCAGCUCCACCACGCGGUCCUCAGCUGCACCUGUUGUGCUGACGUUAAGUUAUUCCUUACGUUCUCACCCCGGUGGUUUUUAAGAUCCGCGCCUCUGUUCGGUUGUCUGGACGGUUCCGUCCUGUCGCAGUACGCCACAUUGCCACGGACUUGAAUCGUUUUGCCUUUCCAGCACCAAACUGUUUAACUAAAGCUUUUUACGA